AAAAAAAUUAAAAAAAAAACCUGAAAAUGAAAUUCCUACUCAUUGCCGCCGCUGUCGCUGUCUGCUUCGCCUUGGCCAUGGCCGAGGAACAGUACACCACCAAAUACGACAAUGUCGACUACAAAGAAAUCUUGAAAUCGGAUCGUCUCUUCAACAACUACUACAAAUGUCUGAUCGACGAGGGUAACUGCACUCCCGAUGGCCGUGAAUUGAAGAAGAUCUUACCCGAUGCCCUGCAGACGGCCUGCUCCAAGUGCAAUGACAAACAAAAGGCUGCCGCCGAAGAGGUGGCUCGUUUCGUCAUCGACAACAAACCCGAAGAAUGGAAGGUAUUGCAGGCCAAAUAUGAUCCCGAGGGAGUCUUCUAUGCCAAGUACAAGGAUGAGGCUGCCAAGCGUGGUUUCAACGUCUAAUAUUGAGACAGUAUUCGGUUUUUUUAAAGAAGUUAUAGACCCAUGAUCUGGCUGAUGUUAUUAUUUCCCAAACUCCAAAGAAUUUCAACAAAUUUCAUUAUUGCAUCAGUAAUUGCAUUUUUCUCAUAGAAUUUAAUUUGUUUUUCU
Molecule: messenger RNA, 560 nt
Organism: Musca domestica (house fly)
Lineage: Eukaryota; Metazoa; Arthropoda; Insecta; Diptera; Muscidae
Product: ejaculatory bulb-specific protein 3
Exons: 1
Coding region: 27-413 (128 amino acids)
Source: RefSeq, a predicted model, not a curated record